Molecule: messenger RNA, 1227 nt
Organism: Cladophialophora psammophila CBS 110553
Lineage: Eukaryota; Fungi; Ascomycota; Eurotiomycetes; Chaetothyriales; Herpotrichiellaceae
Exons: 5
Coding region: 1-1227 (408 amino acids)
Molecular function (GO): heme binding; oxidoreductase activity, acting on paired donors, with incorporation or reduction of molecular oxygen; iron ion binding
Source: RefSeq, a predicted model, not a curated record
AUGACCUUCGUACCGGCUAGACCCUUCGUCUUCGCCGCGUAUCUGGUCUCGCUUGCCAUCUACAGGCUCUAUUGCAGCCCGAUUGCCCAAUUCCCAGGCCCCAAGCUUGCAGCCCUCAGUCGGUGGUACGAGUUCUACCACGAAGUCGCCCUGCGUGGUCAAUUCACCUUUCAUAUCGCCGAGCUGCACAGAAAAUACGGGCCGAUUGUGAGAAUCAAUCCACAGGAGCUGCAUGCCUCGGAUUCCGAGUUCUGGGACACCCUCUACGGGCCGGGCAGAGUCGACAAGUACGACGACUGCAGCAACCGGCUGAACAUUCCUCGCUCCAUCUUUUCGACCGCGGAUUACAAUCUCCACGUACUGCGCAAGGCACCUCUCCUCCCGCUCUUCUCCAAGAAGCGCAUCGCAGAUUUCCAGCCCGUCAUCCGCGAGAAGCUCGACAUCCUGUGCACCAAAAUCGACGGCUAUGUCGCCAGUGGCCGUCCUUGGGCCAUCAAUCGCGCUCUCACGGCUUUCUCGGGAGACGUCAUCACCACCUAUGUCUUUUCUGAAUCCUAUCAACAUCUGGAAUCCCCGGAUUUCAACGAGACAUUCCACGAGCCGUUCAUGGCCACCUCCGAGGUUGGCCAUGUGGCCCUGCAGUUCAAAUGGCUGUACCCCUUGAUGAACGCCCUCCCAGCAUGGCUUGUUCUCAAAAUGCAGCCGCAGAUAUUCCUGGUCUUACAGCUGGGCAAGGACAGCAUACCCACGGACUUCGACGCCAAACUCAAAGCUAUACUCUCCGGCACGGCGAAAGAGAACCCAGACCACCCCACGAUCCUGUACGAACUCGUCCGCGGCGACCUGCCUCCCCAGGAGAAGCAGAUCGACCGCCUGAACGAAGAAGCCCAGCUCCUGGUCGCCGCGGGCCUGACGCCCUCGUCGUGGGCCAUGUCCGUGGCCGCGCUCCACAUCGUCCGGUCGCGGCACAUCUACGAGCAGCUCCGCGCAGGGAGAGGGCCAGUGGCAGCUGAACAGGGACAUGGACCGGUGGUUCUUCCCGUUCGGCAAGGGCAGCAGGUUAUGUCUGGGCGUGAACCUCGCGACAGCCGAGAUCCAGCUGUGCCUGGCGACUUUGUUCCGCAGACGAACGCCUCCGACGUGGCCCUCGCGCACGACUUCUUCCUUCCCAGCGCCCGGCUGGACUCGAAGGGCGUGAGGGUCACGGUGAAAGAGGCCGAGAAAUAG